AUGGCCACAGUAAAGGAACAGGGUCAGGAAUGUCAAGGACAGGCACCAAGCAAACGCUCCACAGCUUCAACAUGGAAUACCAAGGACCUGGGCAAGCGAAUCGGUGUCGAUGUCGCUAGUGCAGCAACAGCCGGUGCGCUGACCUGUCCAUUGAUCACCAUCAUUGAUCGUGCAAUUAUGGAAAAGGCUUCGAAAGGCUUCCCAAUCCGCCAAACGAUCAACAAUGGGCUCCGAUCGAUGGUCGCUCGACCUUGCGGCUUCUUCUUCAGCACUCCAUUCAUCCUCAUCUACACCCUGUACACCUCGACUUACCUCACAGCAAACGCAAUCGACACCCUCCGAUCAACAACACACCAUCAGCCCUAUAACGUUAUUGACACAGGCCUCCCCAAGUUCUUCGCAACAACGAUAGUCAACAUGACAAUCUGCGUCUACAAAGAUGCGCGCUUCGCCAAAAUGUUCGGCGCCUCUCCUCCCUCCGAAUCAAACGUCACCGUAAAUACAAAUCCAGUCGCGCAGAAGUACAGCUCCGCUCUGCGCGCACCAUGCGCUCCCUCUGCACCCAUAGCACCAAACCUCCAAAUACCAAAAGUCUCCUAUGCCCUGUUCUGUCUCCGCGACAGCAUCACAAUCUGGGCUUCUUUCAAUAUCCCCGCCCUCAUCGCCCCUUCGGUCCCAGACUUCCUCGCUUCAAGCCCAACAAUGAAAUCCAGCAUCGCGCAAUUUGCCUGCCCCGCUGCUAUGCAGUUCGCUAGUACACCCAUGCACCUCCUCGGUUUGGAUCUGUAUAACCGACAGCCGGCCGGUGGCCUGCACUGGACAGACCGUUUGGCGCGAAUUCGUCGCGAUUAUGUGCCUAGUUGUUUUGCGCGCAUGGGCAAGAUUGUUCCUGCAUACGGUGUUGGUGGUGUGGUCAAUGUGCGGAUGAGGGAUUCGUUGAUGAGAAGAAUCGAGAGAGGAGAGUGA
Molecule: messenger RNA, 966 nt
Organism: Penicillium roqueforti
Lineage: Eukaryota; Fungi; Ascomycota; Eurotiomycetes; Eurotiales; Aspergillaceae
Exons: 2
Coding region: 1-966 (321 amino acids)
Cellular component (GO): mitochondrion
Source: RefSeq, a predicted model, not a curated record